AUGUUCACCCCUGCACUAACUAAUAACAAAGUACACUUAGAUCAAACAAUGAAGAAUAGAAGCUUGGCUGGUAAUUGUGGCAUUGCUGUAUUUGUAAUUGCCCUUGUGACAGUGGCAUUGGCAUUUGGUACGCCUAGUUGGAUUGUCAGCGAUUCAAGGAUAAGAGGCAAUCAGUUAGACAGGCUAGGGCUGUGGAGUCAUUGCUUCAGAUCAUUACCUGACCCGCUAGACCAGUACCAAAGACGUUUUUUGAUGUUGGUUGCCGAUGGGUUUAUGAUCCAUUUACAACAGGAUAUGAUAGAAUCCUUGGUUAUUUGCUUCCAGGGUUUA
Messenger RNA from Iphiclides podalirius (scarce swallowtail), 330 nucleotides. The record is from the annotation of a GenBank genome assembly. Lineage: Eukaryota; Metazoa; Arthropoda; Insecta; Lepidoptera; Papilionidae.